Messenger RNA from Corylus avellana, 689 nucleotides. The record is from RefSeq and is a predicted model, not a curated record. NCBI's taxonomy places the organism in Eukaryota, Viridiplantae, Streptophyta, Magnoliopsida, Fagales, Betulaceae.
AAGAGAUCGAACCCAUCUUCUUCAUAAAAAUCCCAUUCUUACAUUUGUAUAACGUGAUCAGAGAUAUCGAGUCAAUUGCCAUGGCAGAAGUGGAGAACAAGCAAGUAAUAUUCAAAGGGUACGUAGAGAGAACCCCAGAAGAGAGAGACAUGGAAAUCAAGGUGAGCAAGAUAAAGCUGGAGGCUCCAAAAGGGUCAGGAGCUUUUCUGGUCAAGAAUCUCUACCUCUCUUGUGACCCUUACAUGAGAGGCCGUAUGCGUGAUGUCCAUGACUCUUAUAUCCCUUCCUUUGUGCCUGGUCAGCCCUUUGAAGGAUUUGGCGUAUCCAAAGUUAUAGAUUCUGAUCAUCCAAAUUUCAAGACUGGGGAUUUAGUUUCAGGGAUUACUGGCUGGGAAGAAUACACCUUGAUUCACAGAACUGAACAGUUGAGGAAAAUUCAGCAAGAUGAUGAUAUUCCUCUCUCAUACCAUGUUGGUCUUCUUGGUAUGCCAGGUUUUACUUCUUAUGCAGGAUUCUUUGAGGUCUGCACCCCAAAGAAAGGGGAGUAUGUCUUUGUUUCUGCAGCUUCUGGAGCCGUUGGCCAGCUUGUUGGCCAGCUUGCUAAGUUGCAUGGUUGCUAUGUAGUUGGAAGUGCUGGCACAAGCCAAAAAGUAGGUGUCUUUUAUUUUAUCUUUGGAAGAAUUGUUUGA